Molecule: messenger RNA, 4829 nt
Organism: Hermetia illucens (black soldier fly)
Lineage: Eukaryota; Metazoa; Arthropoda; Insecta; Diptera; Stratiomyidae
Product: transmembrane protein 94
Exons: 11
Coding region: 478-4533 (1351 amino acids)
Source: RefSeq, a predicted model, not a curated record
ACAGACAACGCGAAGUACAGCCCGACGAGUUGGACAUUAAGUUCCCAAUGUGAUAUUUUAUCAAAUCUGAUUUGAAUUUUGCCGGACAUUUUCCUCUGCAACUGCCUCUGACUUGGGCAACAUUGUACCUCAACAUUCCCAUGACCUAGAAAGACCUAUCUUCCAAGCAGCACUUUCCAGUGUCAAAAUUGGCCAAGAAUUUGCGAAGAAAACAAAGCAUAACCUCAAACGCCAAAAUUCUAAUCAACCAAACUCCCAAGACCAUAAACAGAAACAAAGUUCUGUCAAGAGCGCUGUCAUCUUUUUACUGUUAUGAAACGUUUAUUGUAGCUGGCGCGACGUCAUAAUUUCGUCCUUUUGUGUGCAUAAUACCUCGGGAAUUUCAGCGGAGCCGCAGCGACCAGUGACGAUGUAGAAAGUGUGAAUUUCGCGUGUCGGACUUCUACCAAGUUGGAGUGUGCAAUAAUAAGUGAGAAAAUGAAAGAAGAAAUCGGGCACCAGCACGGUCUGUCGACGAAAGCCGCCAUUGGUCGGCUGCACGACGAAAUCAAGUCCGUGCUGGAUGUAUACGAGGGAAAGUUCAACAGGGAAAGCAAACUUGCCAAGGCCAGGUCUGCGUUCGUUACGCGAUACGAUAGUCCCCUGGGAUGGUUCUCCAUCAUCGGAACCGUCCUGGCGAUAAUCGGACUAUUUGUCACCAACGAAAUUUUCCCGGCACUGGUCAUGCUAACCAUCCUCGGCUUAAACGUCUACUUUGUGAUUCGCGAGAAUAAUUUGCGACGCACAGAGAUAUUCCGCAAAGUGCAAGGCGUUCUGGAUGAGUUGCAGCUGGUCCGCGAACAUUUCUGCGGCGAAUGGCAAGAGUGCAAUUACCCACACAAGUGGUGUCCGUUAUCCCCAUGCGUCUCGCUGCAAUGGACUUACCGAGACGGAAAAAUGGUCAACUUGCCAUGGUCGCUUCUGGUCAACGGCGAUUACAUUGUGAUGCGACCGGGGCAGGUUGCCCCUGGCCCAUGCACCGAGAUUUCAGGGAAAAGAAAAUUUGGCACUAACGAAAUGUAUGGAAUAACGCAGCCAGUGGACCCUCCUUCGAAGCCCGUGGCGAGGACUCCUCUUCCGGAUCUUGUGUGUAUUCUGGAGAAUACACCGUUCAUCAGCAACCUGACCGUCAUCCUGGAGAAUUCCCUGAAACGGCCGGCCACGAUCUAUAAUCAGCAGCGAUACUUGCUCGUCACGAAGUACAUUCAGCAGUUUGGCUUCACGCUGGCGCUCCUUGUCACGCUUCUGGCGGGAUUACUUCGCUUCUUGGAAUACGGACUGCCAGAAAAAAUGACCAAACAUUGGAUCGAACUAUAUGUAGACGGACCCAUUGCCACAAUUAUUCCAAUUUUGCCACUCAUUUUCCCGAUAAUGUGGAUUGCGGUCAACCUCUGGGGCAUAGCACGUCUAGAAACCUUCUUACUCAUGCGUGAAUAUACUCCACACUCCCAAGAUGAUGUGGAGAAAUCCUUUAAUGAAGAUUUCGAUUCACCAAACUACGACCUCGAAAACAUUUCAUUGCCGCGUCGUCAAGUUUUAGCUUCAUGGAUUUCCUUGUGGUAUGGAUCGAGUGAUUUGCUUGGUCGUAGUGCAAACGUUGUGCAAGUAUUAGGCUCGAUAACGGCUUUGUGCUGUGUUGAUAAAAAGGGAAUUUUAUCAUGGCCCAAUCCAACAGCCGAGAAAGUUUUCUUUCUCCAUAAUGCGGAUGAAAAAGAAAUGGAGUCCAGUGAAGAGAAUUCUGAUGAUGAUGUCGUGCCGCCACCUCCUACUGCACCACAAACUGAACAUAACAGUGAAAAGUCCGGAAUUGUUGCAGAAGUACUGGAUUUAACUCCAAAUCAGCAGUGUCCGUUCAAACUGGAGUUCGAUGAUCAUGAGUGGAAGAAUCAUAUUACAUCGUUAAAACCAUUAGGUCUAGCGAUUCUCCUCAACACGUGUAGCCCUUUAACUCACGCUCAUUACGCACAAUUUUGCGGCCACGUAACGGCCGUCGCUAUGCUCGAUAAAGAUUUAGUUCCCGUAACCAAUCGGUAUGCGAUUAUUGAGUCCAGUCUUAAUUGCUUUAUGCAUGGCCGAUGUCUUUGUGAAUUAGCGAAACAGAUUGGAUUUACAACACACGCGACCGAUAUAUUUGCAUUGGAAGGGCAGCUUGCAACAUAUCGACAUUUGCAACCUGAAGUCGUUCGUCGUGAUAUUCGCUUCGCUCGGUCCUUGCAAAUUUCAUCAAAAGUGAAAGUUCCAUUCCCUCACUCUCUGUCAGUGAUAAUGCGUGAAUCGCCGGGUGGAUAUUUGUCACUUUUCACACAAGGAACUGCGGACAUUAUCCUCGAUUGCUGCGAUGAUUUUUGGGAUGGAAAGGAUUUAAGACCACUGGGACCUCAGGAUCGGAAACGUGCCCAGGAUUUCUAUCAAAGGAGUGCUUUGACAGCGUAUUGUACAGCGUUUUCAUACAGACCUCUCCGCCACGGUAUCUGCGGCUCAUUAAGUGGAUCGAACAACGAUGGAAUUGCGUAUUUAGAACUACCACCGGAAUCCAAAUAUCGCAUGCAGCACGUCGAUAAGUCACACUGCGAUUUCGAGGGUCAUACAAAGUUGAGCCAUUCUAUUAGUACCGAUUCACUUUUGUUCUCCGAUGCGAAAGAUGAAGAUGUGGCUGAUGUCGAAGGCUGCUUCGAAAUGCAAUGUCAUCAAGUAUUCAUUGGAAUGAUAACAAUGCAAUAUCAAGCGCAAACUGAUAUUGUCCAUUUAGUAGAACGAUUGGAGCGCGCAUGCAUACGUUUCGUACACUUCAGCAAAGAAAAUGAAUUGCGUUCAAGAGUAUUUUCAGAGAAGCUCGGAUUGGAGUCAGGAUGGAAUUGUCAUAUUUCUUUGCUUAGUGAUGAUUCCGUUUCGAAUCCUCAUUCGCCUAAAAACUCUGAAAAAUUCGAUUUCCGAAAUACCAGUCAGAAUAAAAUUGACGACAAUGCCAUAGACUCUGAAAUGAACUGUUUGCUUCCAUCAACUGGGUUGGAAUCGUCAAAGACUCUCAGCUCAUCAGCUCCCGGUGCUAUAUCAAAUCAAGACUGCAACAUGUUAAGCGUUACCACCGAAAACUCCCUAGAACGCAAUGAUUCCACUAAUUUCCAAAAUGAACAACAUCAAUCCGAAGACUCUGCUUUGGAAGAAAACUGCCGUUCACUGAGCAUUCUUACAGACAGUACGGAACAAAGCGCUCCUAUAAAUUUCGAUAUGUCGAAUCGUGCAAAGUUACCGAGAGGUAUCAAGAAUAUUCGACCGCAUUUGGAAAAGGUUGAUAAUGUCCCGUUACAAGUGUCAUUAUUCACGGAUUGUUCUGCAGAAGCAACCCGUGAAAUGUUGAGUAUCAUGCAAUCAUAUGGGGAGAUUGUUGUUUGCAUCGGAUCGAGCGCAAGUAAUUCAAAUGCAGAGAUUUUUCUACAAGCGGAUUGUAGCAUUGCCGUGGAGCCUCUAUAUCCGCAGGUUUGCCAGGACAUCGCGGCAUAUGAUGAUACGAACAUUCUAAACAACAGGCUUCGAGUUACGAAGCAACGAAAAGACUUUGAUGAGAAAACAUCAGCAAAUCAAAAACGGUUCCUAAAACAACACCAAUCGAUUAGACCAAACCUAAUUUCUCGCAAUAUGACCAUAUCACCAAUAUAUUUAAGUCGCAUGCUCAAUUCAAUUCCGUGUUCAAUAUCUGUGUGCCGUGAUGACCCGUUUUCAAUUGUUGCCAUUAUUGAGUUGUCUAGACGGUUCUCGGCCGGCCUUUGGAAUUGUAUACAGUUCUGGGCAUGUUGCGGGUGUUCUCUUGCCGUCAUAAAUAUGUUAAAUGCUUGCAUAUCGCUCCCACCCAUAUUUACACCAAUAACCUUGUUGUACUUAAUGUGUAUUGCUGUACCGUUACUAUCUUUGGCAUUGAUUCGAAUCGAAUUGGAUUUGAAUAUUAUGAAUCGAGCGACUGGAAAGAAACAGACUAAGUUCGACUCGAGAGUUUUUGGCUUUGUUAUCUGGUGCUAUGGUUGUAAAUUUCUAACACCAAUUUUAGUUGUGAUGCUUUCCUACUGUGCAUUUAUGGGCCACCCGAUGGAAUUUCUAGAUAUAAACGAAGAAAGAUAUGAGGGCAACCUAGAAGUCUCACGAUCUUUCUGUCUGAUGGCAAUCGUCUUACACUUUGUGAUAAUAUCAGCGUCGUUUGUCCAUCGUGAUCAUCUCAUCUGGCGCAAGAAUCCGUGUACAAACCGAAUUUGGAUUCUCUGCAGUUUAGCGCUCAUAGUGUGCCAUUCUAUCAUUUGCAGUCUACAAGUAUCGUUGAGUGAUUACAUAAUCCAUGAAUUGCCAAAAGUAUGGCCCAUUGUUCUAUUUUUGAUAACAUCAAGUGUGCUAAGUUUUAUUGUGACGGAGAUUUGUAAAUGGCAGGAGAUUAAAUUUAACCUACGCUACCAAAGACGUGCCAGACUAGAUUUUGGAACUAAACUUGGAAUGAAUUCACCUUUUUAAAUCAUCACACUUGUUCCAGAAGUAACCUUCACCAAUUUGUCAUUGUUGUUAGUAUGUACUUCGUGUUCUAUUUUUCUUUCUCGUAAGAACAAAGUAUUUUAUAUGGAUUGUCUUCGUGUAGGUAUUUAUUACCGCUGUUUUUGUAAUUUACAUUAUUGACUAUUUUAAGUAGUUGUAUACAGACUUUUUACUUCCAACAGAAAAAAAGAGGAUACAUAUUGUACUGUUCAUAUUCUAGGAAUAAUAGUCAGAAUAUAAAGGAUGAAACUGAAAAAUUAUAUUUUUGUUUAAAAGUU